Molecule: messenger RNA, 771 nt
Organism: Entrophospora candida
Lineage: Eukaryota; Fungi; Glomeromycota; Glomeromycetes; Entrophosporales; Entrophosporaceae
Source: the annotation of a GenBank genome assembly
AUGUCAUAUUCAAUUUUAACAUCACUUUACAUUAGCACAGUAGCUUUAAGCGUAAUUUUAAUAACAUUUCUAUUAUAUGUAUUAUUAUUCAAAUCAUCAUAUUACUUUACAAAAUGGACAAUUUUUCAAUUAUACGUUUCACUAUUAUUAUAUUCAACCAUUAAUGUUACCCCAUUAGCAAUUUAUGGUGACGAUUUAAUAAACCAAACAUUUGACGAUGGCCCAAAAAAAUUAAUUUGUAUACUACAAAAAGACAUAGGGGAAGUUUUUAUAUACCCUGUAUGUUUAUUUCCUUUAGUUUUAGCAUUUUAUCAAUGGUACGCAAUAGCAAAAAAUAAUUUGUAUAUAGAAAAUUUAUGUUUUUGGUAUUUCACCAUUGUUAUUUGGGGUGCUUCGAUUGCCUACACAUUGUGGAACACUUUUGCAGAUAAAAAAGAAAGAUUUUGGGGUACUAUGGUUGGUCAUUCAUUAUGCAUCUUAUUUGUUCGUUGGAAAAAUUAUGAAAAAUAUUACAAUCGUUUAACUGCAAUUAGAUUGGUGACAAAACCAAAAAUUUCGGAUAAUGGUGAUAUUGAUAAAGCAUAUUACUUUUCCGAUUAUGUUAAUUCAACAAGUGGAAUAGUGGCGUUUUUAAUAUUUGGUACAACAAAAUCUGCUGUAUUCUUUUUACCAUGCUGUUAUUAUUCACCACCAGAUGAAAUAUUAAGUAGUGGCGAUAAGGUGAUUAUUGAGAUUAACGAAGCAUGGUUAUCAUCAUAUGGAUCAAUAUAA